AUGACGUUCUCUGGAAAUAUGAAGGAGAGUAAACCGCGACCCGGGAAAGACGCAUGGGAGUCAGAGCUGGAAUAUGGAUGGUCACGGAAUGGCAACCAGCGGUGUGUGCGACACCGUGCGCCGGAGUCGACGAUGUCAGUGAGCAGUGACAUUAGAUUCACACGGCGCAAGCUGAGCCGGCCCUGCCGCGGUUGCUGUGCUGCGCUUGCGUCGCUACUUGUGCUACUGCUGCUUGCUGCAGUUGCAGUAUAUCUUGGACACAUGUACCUGUUUGGCGAUCCCCUUAACCGGCAGACGUUCCGGGGCUCGUUCGUCGUAAGCUCGUGGGGAGUCAGCGAGGGCGAAAAGGGCAACGACCUUGAACCCAGAACCAACAGGACACGAGAAAAUGAACUGCAACAGGCGCUAUACAACUUAUAUUUGAAUUCCGAAUUGAAGUCGUGUUUUGUUUCUGCUGACAUACUGGCUUUGGACAGUUCAGAAGAAGGCAUGCGUGUACACUUCGAGGUAUCUUUCGAGCCGAUCUUCACUGCCGUAAGCACUGCCGAGGUGACGGCAGUGUUGGCUCGGGAACUCACGGAGCCGACUGCAUACUUCAACAAAAUAAUCACGCUGCCAGAGACACUACAUAUCGAGGAGAGUUCAGUGAUUUCAUCAUUGGAGUUAAAAGAGACAGAGACUACGCCUAUUGAAGCCCCCACGACUGAACCCGUGACUCCUGAUGCCGUGGAGGAAGUCAGAGAGUGCUCCGCAGUGACGUUACCAUUAUGCUCACAUCUGCCAUACAACAGCACAUCAUACCCUAACCUGGUGGGGCACAUGUCAAAAGACGCACUGAUGCGAGACCUCGUGGCGUUCAGGGAACUUCUUGAUGCUGAAUGUUCACAUCUUGCACAGGACUUUGUAUGUCAAAUGCUCCAACCUCGGUGUUCGGAGGAUCGCCUAGUCCGGCCGUGUCGAGCUUACUGUCGUGCCUUCCACGCUGGCUGUGGUGCACGUCUACCGGACCGACUACGACCACAUUUCGACUGCGCACGAUUCCCCGACUACUUCGGCAAAGGAUCCUGCUCUCCUGAACCUGAAUGUUCUAGGGGUUUACAAAGACUAGCGCUGUCUCGCAGAGAGUGCGACGGAAUUCCUGAUUGUGCGGGUGCAGAAGACGAGCGCAGUUGUGCGCAUUGCUCUGGAGCAGGCGAGGGAGGCCUGCGCUGCGCCCUGCAUACUCGCUGCCUGCCCGCGCACCUGCGGUGUGAUGGUACUCCGGACUGCCCUGACGGAAGUGAUGAAGCUGGAUGCUUGUGGAUUGCUCGCUCCCUGUCAUCUUGGCGACGUGAGAACAGUGAAACUACCAUGGGUGCCAUACGCAGCCGUAGCGGCUACGCGGUGUGGGCGGAGGGCGGUCGUGAUGGCAAGAUCUGCGCGGCGCCCUACGAGCACGACAAGCGCGCGCUUACUAGUGUCGCUGCUUCUCUUUGUAAAGCGCUUUCUUUCAAGGCUGCAUUUAGCGCAGAAGUAGUGCCAGAUGCUGAAGAGGUGGACCAGGAUGGACCAGACCCAAAGAAAGAACAGCCCCAGUAUGUUGAAAUAGUAGACCCAUUCGCUCCAGAAAUAUCGUUCCUGAAAAGCGAUUGUCCAGAAAGAAAAGUUAUAAAGGUCAUUUGUGACCAUUUGGAAUGUGGUGUAACAUCGGCUCGGGGUGCUGCGUCUGCGGGUGUGGAAGGACUCCCGCGCUCCGCUCGGCCCGGCGACUGGCCGUGGCACGCUGCGUUACUGCGGACACACGUGCACGCCUGUGACGCUGCACUUAUACACCCUUCCUGGCUCAUCACUACAGCUUCAUGCUUCCAAGGACAACCGAAAGCUGAAUGGACUGCCAGGUUUGGUACUGUGCGUAUACAAAGCACGACACCCUGGCAACAGGAGCGACGGAUUGUUGGCAUGGUCCGAUCUCCUGUAGAAGGCAGCAUGUUGGCACUGGUACGACUGGAGGAACCAGUGGAAAUGACUGACUUCGUGAGACCUAUAUGUUUACCUGAGAAUAGUGUAGAAACCGCGUCACCUAAUGUUUGCAACACGCUUGGAUGGUCCAGAAAUAAAGAUCAACUGCAGAGAGUUCAUGUGGUAGCUAGUCCCAUGAACUCGUGCGAAAAUAUGAGCAUUGCGACUGCAAAUGGAAUAUGCGCUGAACCAUUAUACGAUCAAGACGAUUGUGACGAGGAGGAAUACGCAGGAAGUUCAAUGAUGUGUUAUAACGAUAAAACAAAACAAUGGUCCUUGAACGGUGUCAGUGGAUGGCGCAUUGCCUGCUCGAAAAUAGGGCUGGGCAGGCCUCGGAUAUACGACUCCAUAGUUUCUCACGUCGACUGGAUUCGACGAACUAUCUCGAAUUCAGCAAGAUGA
Molecule: messenger RNA, 2400 nt
Organism: Spodoptera littoralis (African cotton leafworm)
Lineage: Eukaryota; Metazoa; Arthropoda; Insecta; Lepidoptera; Noctuidae
Source: the annotation of a GenBank genome assembly